AAAUUUCGUGUCAAAAUACUUGUACAAUUUGCCAUGAAAGUGGGACGUAUACGCGGGAGCUCCAAAGCAUCUACAUGGAAACGCCUGGGGUUCACUCCUGUUGCCGACGAGGUCAGCAAAAAGCAGCGAGCACUGUGCCUGCACUGCCACAAGUAUCAAGCAAACACCAGCAUCGACAGGCUCAUCAUCCAUAGAAAGUCGUGCCACAAAUUAAAGGAGGACCUGACCGAGGAGUUCAAACACAGAGGAGAGCCGGAUAUCGAGCCGAAAGUUGAGCGCUUGGACGGAGAAGAAGUGCGGAAUACUGGUCCCAACCUGGAGGGGUACCUGAGCCACAUAGACACACUUGCGACACCACACACAGAUGCCAAUCGGCUGCAGAAGGAACUGAUCAAGGCGGAGACGGAUUAUCUGGUGGCAAAAUCUGCGUAUUUUACCAAACUGAAUGAGAUUGCUGAGCUGAAACGCACCGUGACCAUGCUGGAGGCGAAGAAAACCCAGCUAGAGAUUGUGAAACUGAAAGCAGAGUGCGAGUAGUAUUCGUAUUUACAGUAUUUCGGUUUCCCUUUUAGUCUAAUAAUUACACAAUAAAUAUAAUACCAUAAAACAAA
Molecule: messenger RNA, 611 nt
Organism: Drosophila guanche
Lineage: Eukaryota; Metazoa; Arthropoda; Insecta; Diptera; Drosophilidae
Gene: Ibf2
Exons: 3
Coding region: 34-537 (167 amino acids)
Source: RefSeq, a predicted model, not a curated record